Molecule: messenger RNA, 1674 nt
Organism: Blepharisma stoltei
Lineage: Eukaryota; Ciliophora; Heterotrichea; Heterotrichida; Blepharismidae
Source: the annotation of a GenBank genome assembly
AUGAAUCAAGAUGACACGGUAAAAGAACUUCGCAGAAGGCAACAGCAAUGGAUGAGGGAAAGAGACAUUGAGAUGGAGCGGCAGAGCUUAGGCCUUGAAGGUCUAUCUCCUGGAGAUCUUGUCAACCAGCUUACAGAAAAAAUUACAUCAAAACUCCCAUCUUCUUCAAAACAGCAAAAAAUUGACAAAUCAGUUGCAGAUGAGCUAGAAACAAACACAUGCUCUAUUUGCUUUGAAUUAAUGCUGCCAAAAGAGCAUGCACCUAUUAUUCUCUUUCCAUGUGGCCAUACUCUUUGCAAGCUUUGCAUUGAAUCCCACUUUAAAACAGCCCGACAAAAAAACUGUCCUCUUUGCAGAUGCAAAGUCGACAACCAAGCAGUCAACGUCUCCUUACAAAAUCUUGUGGUGGUCUUUGCUAACUUUUUGAUACAAAAAAUGCUAUUUUUCUAUUUUUAUAAUGAUUAUUGUAAAAAAGCUGCUAAAAAAGAUAAGCAAAAAAAUUUGUCAAACCAAAUAACUCAAGAAUCCCAAAUUUCCAGUCAAUCAGAUAAUGGAGAUUACACAGAGCAGCUACAAAUGUACAACUUACUUCCCUUUUAAAUGAUACAAAAUAUAGUUAAAAAUUUCCGUUUUUGAACACUUUUUAAAUUGAAGCAUUUUUUCAAGAGGAAAUUAUAGGUUUAAAAAUAUAAUAAUUUUUCUAAAAUUAGUUUAGACCUAAUUUAAUGGAUAAAGCGUAACUCCCCCCCCCCCUCCGUGAGCGAACAAAAAAAUUUUGUUCACUCACGGAGGGGGGUUAAUUUUUUUUUUUUAAAAACAAUUUAUAUAUAAAUUUUAUAAAAAAUAUUUUUUUUCGAAAUUUAAAAAAAUCCUAAUUUGCAAAAAUUUGGGAAGCAAAUACUAAUUUAAUUUGCAAAAUUUAUGUUUUUAAAACGCAAUUUGUUUAAAAUUAAACAGAAUUAGCUCUAGAUUUCAUUAUACUAAUUAUCACUUAUAUAGCAAAAUUUUUUUCUAUUAAAAUUUUUUCUAUUAAAAAUAUUUUUGUUCACUCACGGAGGGUGGGUUUUUGGUCAAAAAAUGGCGAUUUUUCUAAUGGUUUUGUUCGCUCACGGAGGGGGGGGGGGAGUAAGUAAAAUAUUAAUUAAACAAUUUCAAUUAAAUUUUUGUAUUAAUUUUUUAUAAAAUAAAUUAAAAUUCAAUUAAAAAUUUUUUUUAAAAAGGAUUAAACCUUUUUUAAAUUGGAACGGAAAUUUUUUGCUCCAAUUCAAGGGUGGGGAGUUAAGAUGUAAAAUAUUAUAUGAUGAAAAAACAGCCACCGAGCAACAAAUUUUUCAGCAAAAACUGCUUAUUGAGGACCGAGAAGCUGAAAUCACAGUUUUGAAGUCUGAAGAAGACGACGCGCUUAUGAGGAUGCGAAAAGCUGAAGAAGAGCUGGAGCUGAUAAGAAAACAUCUCAGGAGAAGCAAUGACGAAAUUUCAAAAAUUCAACACAAGUUAAAUGAGUUGGAAACCACUGUGACUCUUAUUGACGAUACAUUGAAAUCCGUCGAAAGAGAAAGAGCUAAGGUCACAACACUAAUUAAUAUUAUACAAAUUAUCAUUGAAUCUGUAAAAAAAUAAAAAUAAAUGAUUUUUAAAUCAAUUUAAGUAUUUAUUUAUAAAAAGAAUUCCUAA